AUGAAGGUACUACCAAGUGGUGUUAGUAGAGGUCUAUUUUGCUGUCCUUCUGGCUGGUUUGGCGAUCAGUGUAAGUACAAAUGUCAUUGCUUCAACGACACAUGUGAUGCCACAGGCGAGUGUAGUGAGGCAAACACAUGUGUGGGUGGAUGGUUUGGCCCCGCCUGCCAGUACGUAUAUUCCUUACAACAUCAGAAAAAUAGUCACGGGAGUUUGUUGAACUGUGUCUGCCAACUUAUAAUAGGGUAUGGUCGUAAGUCAACAAUCAUUACACUGCAAGUCUGGAUAAAUGAGGAUACUCUCUUUUUUUCAGAACUGACUUCUAUUUAUAAGUAUUGGUCAUUUGUUGUGCUGUCAUGUGAUGAGUCCUUUCUUCCUGUCAUGGUUACUCAAACGACUUUUCAAAUUUUCGGUCAAAAAAAUGUAUUUAUGUUUUAA
Candidula unifasciata is the source of this 438-nucleotide messenger RNA. The record is from the annotation of a GenBank genome assembly. Lineage: Eukaryota; Metazoa; Mollusca; Gastropoda; Stylommatophora; Geomitridae.